Falco peregrinus (peregrine falcon) is the source of this 2608-nucleotide messenger RNA. RefSeq names its product empty spiracles homeobox 2 (gene EMX2). Lineage: Eukaryota; Metazoa; Chordata; Aves; Falconiformes; Falconidae. Gene Ontology annotation, biological process: brain development; regulation of DNA-templated transcription; central nervous system development. The transcript is spliced from 4 exons. The record is from RefSeq and is a predicted model, not a curated record. Gene Ontology annotation, molecular function: DNA binding; DNA-binding transcription factor activity, RNA polymerase II-specific. The coding region runs from base 1357 to 2100 and encodes 247 amino acids.
ACGGGGGACACGAGUGGGGCUGGAGGCAAAUCCGUCUCUCCCCUCCGCAGCUAGCUCAGCUCAGCGGGGCCGGAGCCCUGCGCCCGUGUCUGCCCGGGUGUCUGUGGGCAGGAGAGCUUUUCCCAAACGUGUGAGACCUGGGAGAACGGCACCUCGCUGCAAAAUCUGUCGGAAGACUUGAGUUACGCCGUACAAACAUCUCUCUCACUUUGUCUCUGCAAUCGUAUGCACGUGUGGAGAUGGAUGUCUAUACGUACAGCCGCCCAACGCCUGCAGAACAGAUUUACAUUUCAUACGGAAAGUGAACUUCUCCCUCCACAAAGUACGCGCAGCGCGGGGUGCACAACGGAAAACGCGUCCCCGAACAAAGGCGUGCAAACGCCGGCAUCCGUGCGUGCCCUGCACCGGCCUGUCACUUAUAUUGGGUCCGCUGCUUUGGUGUUGUGUUAAAAAUACUGGCUAGCUGCAAACAGGCGCUUUCAGGAGGGAGAGAGGAAGGCGAAGAGAGCUCACCUCGCCCUUUACUGGAAAGAAGCGAGGACCGUUUAGACAGCGAUUUUUUUUUUUAGCAUAUUUUAAUGCAGCGGAGUAACGGAUUCUUUGUGUAUGAAGUGGAAAGAAAACAGAAAACAAAGUCCGGGAACGAAGGAAAGAAACGCUAGACUGGUUUUAAGACACACACACACACUCCCAUCCCUUGGUUCAACAGAAACAUUCAUUUACAUUAGCAAUUCCGCAUCUUCAAGAUAAAUUACACAGCGGCGUAAUAGAUUUAAAGUACGCCAGAUUUUUUAUCAUUAAUUGUAAAUGUGCAAAAUACCUGCUGGUACUUCACUUUAGAAGAAUGUAAUUGGCAAAAAUGGGAGGCUGAUGAAUAGAUAAUAGAUCCUUAACUACCAAUAAACAGUAAGCACCAGCCAAGAGUAUUAGGAUGUGAUCAUAAUUAUUCUGCAGCCCCAGCCAAUGGGAGGAGGAGAACUCAGCCCUAAAAUCAUCCCCGGACCCAAAGGUAAUCGCGAAAAUACGGACAAGCCUGGAACCGGAGACUUGCUCCCCUGUCCCGUCUGCGAGAGCCCGGCGUGCCCCAGCUUUGCAUAAUGCAACUGCCCUCCGCUUUGUUUUCCGCACCGCGCGGUGCGGGGAGUGCGGAGCAGCGAAGGGGGGAAUAAAUAAGUUCGGAGGAGGAGGAGGGCGACCCGUUCUCUCACCGGGACGAAACCUUUCCCAAGCGGGGCAUCUCUCCCGGACGCCCCGGGGCUGAUCAAGUCACUCCCUGCUGCAAACUUCCCCGGAUCGUCUCCCGCGCACCAGAGAGAGCCAGGCAGAGAUUUGGUCGGGGACUCUCGCCGCGGCAGCAUGUUUCAGCCCACACCCAAGCGGUGUUUCACCAUCGAGUCGCUGGUGGCCAAAGACAGCCCCUUGCCCGCGUCUCGCUCCGAGGAUCCUAUCCGGCCGGCGGCGCUCAGCUAUGCCAAUUCCAGCCCGAUGAACCCUUUUCUCAACGGCUUCCACUCCACUGGCAGGGGGGUCUACUCCAACCCGGACUUGGUCUUUGCAGAGGCCGUCUCCCACCCGCCUAACCCGGCCGUGCCGGUCCAUCCCGUGCCCCCUCCCCACGCCCUGGCCGCCCACCCGCUGCCCGCUUCGCACUCCACGCACCCGCUCUUCGCCUCGCAGCAAAGGGACCCCUCCACCUUCUACCCUUGGCUAAUACACCGCUACCGGUAUCUGGGCCACAGGUUCCAAGGGAAUGAAACCAGCCCGGAGAGCUUCCUAUUGCACAAUGCACUGGCCAGGAAACCCAAACGGAUCCGUACAGCUUUCUCCCCAUCCCAAUUACUGAGACUGGAACAUGCCUUCGAGAAGAACCAUUAUGUAGUAGGAGCAGAGAGAAAACAGCUGGCACACAGCCUCAGCCUCACGGAAACUCAGGUAAAAGUGUGGUUUCAGAACAGACGGACAAAGUUCAAGCGGCAAAAGUUGGAAGAGGAAGGUUCAGACUCACAACAGAAGAAAAAAGGGACUCAUCACAUUAACCGGUGGAGAAUCGCCACCAAACAAGCCAGUCCAGAGGAAAUCGACGUCACGUCGGACGAUUAAAAACUGGCACCUUUGGAUUUUUCAAAGCCAGGCACCUCACCAACAGAAAGUGUUAAAGGCUCACACCCCCCCGGGGUGGCGGUGCAGGGAAGGGACACGAAGAUCUUUCAUCAAAACGGCGAAUCCCGCCUGGAAGGGCAGCUGGGAGCGAGCGAGGGCGAGACCGCGAGAGGUCCGAACUGUGGCACUGCCGGCACCGCUCUGGCAAGGGGGGAUCUGUCAAUCAAAGCCAAAACACCGGGACGAGGUGAUUGACAGGUAUUCCGUUUCUCGCAGUCCACUUUUAAAAGCAUAACGUCAAAAAAUAAUAAAAAAAAAUAUUGAAAAAAUCUUAAAAAGAAAGGAAAAAAAAGAAACAAAAACCCCCCAACCAAACCAGAAAAAUUACCACCCUACAGGACAUUUUGCACUUCACAGUUUUUUCCGUCUUUGAAAGAAAAAUUUCCAUAAGCAGCCAAAACCCACACCUGUUUCAGAAACUUGAAUUGCAUGUGUAAAGCCGUCUGGG